Molecule: messenger RNA, 12002 nt
Organism: Zootoca vivipara (common lizard)
Lineage: Eukaryota; Metazoa; Chordata; Lepidosauria; Squamata; Lacertidae
Source: RefSeq, a predicted model, not a curated record
UCCUUCCAGUGAGCACUCAGGGCUGAUUUCCUUCAGAAUGGAUAGGUUUGAUCUUCUUGCAGUCCAUGGGACUCUCAAGAGUCUCCUCCAGCACCAUAAUUCAAAAGCAUCAAUUCUUCGGCGAUCAGCCUUCUUGAUGGUCCAGCUCUCACUUCCAUACAUCACUACUGGGAAAACCAUAGCUUUAACUAUACGGACCUUUGUCGGCAAGGUGAUGUCUGCUUUUUAAGAUGCUGUCUAGGUUUGUCAUUGCUUUUCUCCCAAGAAGCAGGCGUCUUUUAAUUUCGUGACUGCUGUCACCAUCUGCAGUGAUCAAGGAGCCCAAGAAGGUAAAAUCUCUCACUGCCUCCAUUUCUUCCCCUUCUAUUUGCCAGGAGGUGAUGGGACCAGUGGCCAUGAUCUUGGUUUUUUUGAUGUUGAGCUUCAGACCAUAUUUUGCGCUCUCCUCUUUCACCUCUUGAAACUGUGUCAGACUACACAAAAAGCAACAAAUUGUAGAGCUUGCUAAGCAGCAUAAGAAUAGGUCAGCUAGAUCAGACCAAAGGGCCUCCCAUGCGCUUGAUCUGGAAGCUGCAGUUAGUGCAUAAUGCUGCAGCAUGACUGCUGACAGGAGUGAGACCCCGUCAGCAUAGAACAUCUGUGCUCAGAGACCUGCAGUGGUUACUGAUUUGCUACCAAGUCCAAUGCAUUUUAUUAGUAUAUAAAGCUCUUAACAACUUGGAGCCAGUUUACCUGCAAGAUCCCUUGACCCAAUAUGGCCACCUGACUGCUUCAAUCUGCGGAACUGGCACUGUUAUAAGACCCCUUCCACAUUUGUAGGAAGCUGAUCUUUUAGUGUGGCAGCACUCACACUUUGGAACUUCCUGUCUAGUGACAUCAGGCAGGUGUAUUCACUGUAUUCUUUUCAUCACCUGCUAAAAGCAUUUUUGUUUAUUAUUUUAUUAUUUAUUAAAUUUGUAUACUGCCCUUCAGCCAAAGAUCAACAGAAAAAUACAAAAUGAGAAUACAAAAUGCAUUAAAAAAACCAGUAACUCCUCUCCCAAGCUUGUCUAGAUAUGUAUAAUGUUGACAUAUGUUUUAAUCUGUUUUUGGUUUAUCUUUUAUUUUAAUUCCUCUGUGAAUGUUUUAAAUGGUGUUUUUUAUUGAUAACUUUAUUGUUUUGUUUUUGUAAACCACUUUGAGGGUUUCCCCCCUUACAAUCAAGUGGCAUAUACGUUUUAUUAGAUAAAUAAAUGAAAUAGGUCUCCCUAGCUCAGCCUUUGUUUCCAGUGAGGGCAACCAGCCUCUGGAGAGCUCACAUCCAGAUCAGGGUGAAGGCAGCAGCUCUUCCUUGAGUUACAUGUACCAUGGUCAUUGAUAGACCAUUCAUUCAUUCAUUCAUUCAUUCAUUCAUUCAUUGGUUCAAUCUGCUUGUAAAGCAUCUGUUCCAGAGACUAUCAAACAUGUUUUGUGGCAGAAGUUAAUUCCUUCCAAGUGAAAAAGUACAAACGCAGGGACAUUUAGCUUCUUCCUCCAGUCAUGAUAGACUGUGCAUAGUUCAUUAAAACUAUACAUAGUCCCAAUGAAGACGAAAGAAGGAGCCAGUGCAUUAAUGCAGGCUUUCCUAAGCUGGUCAGCCUUACAGAGUUUACUGUGGCCAGUAGUUGGGGAUGAUGGAAAUCGAAGUCCAAAAAACAUCUGGAGGACCUCAAGGUAGGGAAGGCGGCUUUAAGAAUUUAAAUGGCUAGAUACAGCAUGGUGAGUCUGUAUAUAAUCUUUGCUAAACAGUCAACUUAUCCAUAGCUGAUCUGCAGUGGAAACUUGUACACUUUGUAGAUCAAGCGUCUUGGGCAGCCUAAGUCCUGUUGCUGUCAAAAUCGCAGCUAGUUGUGGUUUCUCUUUGGAAAGUGCAGGCCCAGCAGAGCUGAGGUUGAGCCAUGGUACGGGCAUGAGCUUGACUUUCUCUCUCAGGUAGCUGAUUAUAGCACCUGUCUGAAACGCCUCUUGGGUGCCUUGACUCAGAAGACUGCUUCUGGCACUGGACUGCAUGCUGCAGAAACACCAUCAGGAAUGCAAAUGCCUUCCUUUCUUAAUAGAAGUGUUGGGAAUCUGCAGAAUGGGUAUGUUGAUAAUUAGUUCACUAUAUCUUUGCUGGAUGGGUGGCGUCUCUCUGAAUGACAACGCAAAAUCAGCAACAAGCUUGAGAUCCCACAGCAGUUUCUUUGGCAAGCUUAAAGGUGUCACAGCCAAAUGUGAGCUCUGGCAAUUCAAUCCUGGUGUCUUAAUUUCCUCUUGCAAUUCCCAUUAGAUGUGGCCUUCCUUGCUUCCUGCUUCCCAGCUAUUUGGGAGCUACUUCAUUGCGUCCUGGACUGGUAGCUUCUCUCCAAAGAAAGUGGGGAAGAAGGUGUUUCUAGAAAAAUGGACAGACUUUAAGAAAGAGAGCCAGUGAAAGCUUCAGGAUUUCUGACAAUACCAAGGCACAAGUUGUCCACUUCUUUAGCCCCUCUCUACAAGUUAGGCUGCCUUAAUGUGCACAGGACUAAGUUGCCACCAUAUUUAAGCUCUUUGCCUUGCAUGUGUUUAAUUUCAGCUGGCUGGCUGCCAAGUGUGUAAAGCUGCGAUUACACAAGUUAAAUGUGUGCAAGUUGUGAGUUGACUGUAUUUGAAGGGCUCUUGCCAAGAUGGUGGAUAAAAAUGAUUUUCUAUUGCUCCAGAGGGUAAAACAAGAAAAGGAUUUAGGUCAGGCAUAGGCAAACUCGGCCCUCCAGAUUUUUUGGGACUACAACUCCCAUCAUCCCUAGCUAACAGGACCAGUGGUCAGGGAUGAUGGGAACUGUAGUCUCAAAACAUCUGGAGGGCCAAGUUUGCCUAUCCCUGAUUUAAAGGUAAAGGGGCCCCUGACCAUCAGGUCCAGUCGUGUCCGACUCUGGGGUUGCCGCGCUCAUCUCGCUCUAUAGGCCAAGGGAGCCGGCGUUUGUCUGCAGACAGCUUCCAGGUCAUGUGGCCAGCAUGACAAAGCUGCUUCUGGCGAACCAGAGCAGCGCAUGGAAACGCCGUUUACCUUCCCGCCGGAGCGGUCCCUAUUUAUCUACUUGCACUUUGAUGUGCUUUCGAACUGCUAGGUGGGCAGGAGCUGGGACCGAGCAACGGGAGCUCACCCCGUGGCAGGGAUUCGAACCACCGACCUUCUGAUUAGCAAGCCCUAGAUUCUGUGGUUUAACCCACAGCGCCACCUGGGUCCCAUUCCCUGAUUUAGGUUAAACUGAUUUAUUUAAUUUCUUAAACACAUUAGUCACCUGCUUUUGCCAAUGCACCCCAAAGUAAGUUGCAGCAAUCUAGUCAUCCAUCAAUAAAACCACCAUAAAACAAAACACAGAACAAAACAAUAGUACAUUCUUAUUUUUAAAAGGCAGGAUUAAAACACCCCACCCACUAAAGGAGCCCACAGAAAAUUAAAAACCAAAAGCUUGGUUUCUGCCUUGUGCCUAAAGAUGAGGAGAACAUUUGUCCACAAGCAAGGAGCCCCCACUGAAAAAGCCCCCUCUCGUGUUGCCACCCUAGAGCCCCUGUGGAGGGGGGCACACAGAGAAGGGCCUCCAGUGAUGAUCACAGGGCCUGGGUCAGAUUAUAGGUUCAAUGUCCUGCUUGACAGUGAAGCAGACUGUAACCCUCCUUGGUUAGAGAUUUCUAAGCAGAGGCUGCAUUGUCACCUCUUUUCAAGGAUCCUGUAGCAACAGAUCUCCUGCAUCAGCAGGAUGACCACCUGUCAUGGAUGUUUUAGCUGAGAUUCCUGCAUUGUAGGAGGUUGGAUUAGAUGACCCUUGGGAUCCCUUCCAACUCUGCAAUUCUAUGAUUCUAUAAAAUUGACUCAACAAGAAAUAACAAGGUUGGUGUUUUCCAUACAAAAACCUAAUUGUGUGUUUAAAAACAGCCUUACUGGUAUGUUCACCUAUUUGCUACUGAAAUGGUGCCCAGCAAGGAAAUAUGCGAGGUGAAAUCUUAACAUAAUGCAGCUGUUUCACUCUCUCUAUAUGCAGUACAGAACUGGGGUUGGGAGAAUUUCACCUACUCAUCUGUCAGUGUGACACUUCUUAAUCUACUGAGGUUCAAAUGAAUUUGGAGUUAUUUGGAGCCCAGCUGUUGGACUGUACUUUCCUUCUGAUAGCAAGAGGUGCUGCUGCUGUUUUACAGAGCCUGAAAAGAAGAAAAGCCUGUAGGAGCUUAAUGAUUUGAUGAGCUUCAGCUGGUUUUCUCCCCCCUCCAUUGCCCUUUCUUUUGAAAGGGCCUCUUUCAUCAGGAUAUGUUAGGGCAAGUGCUUUCUGAGCCAGGAUAUGGUGGGGGGAGCACAGUGUUCUGUAAAAGCCACCCCUUCCUGGGUAGCAUCAACAGACUUUGAGAUUCCUCUCUCCUUCACUCAACAGUUGGUGGCCGUUUUCUCCUCUUCUCUUUUGUCUUGCCACAAAAAUAAUAAAAUUGAGUAGCGGGAGGAUGUUGGUUAUGAACCUUUCAGAUUUCACUGACUUCUGCCUGUCUUUUCGACCAGUGCGAUGCUUCUGCUGCUCAAAGAAACCCCGUCCAAAAUAGUAUGUAUGGAACGUUACCCCUCCCCUCCCCUCCCCUCCCCUCCCCUCCCCUCUUUGGCUUUGCUUACUUGAGGUUUCCAGGUUCUGUUUAGGUUUCUUCUCCUUAAGUGAAAUCAUCUGUGUCGUUGUGUUGAUUUCAGAUUUGAUGUUUUGGUAACUAAAAUGCAAAGAUGUAAGGUUUCUUUUUGUGUGUUGUUUGCAAAAUUGCUAACAUAUAAUUGCUAACACUUGCAUCUUAAGGGAGCUGUGUAGAAGCAAGCCUGAUUUAAGUCGGAUGGGGGUUCAUCAUUGCUUGUGCUGUCUUGGGGCAACAGCCAGAGAAGAUACUUUGCAGGCAACUAGGGUGAGCGGAAUGUGGUUUGUGUGUGUUUGGGAUGGGUGCUCAACACAGAUGCUGGUGUGGUCCUUGAAAAGAUGUUCAUUUCCUCCUAAAAACAGUCAUUGUAAUACAGAUUUGCUGGAUUGCCCGAUAUUGCCAUAUUUGAGGCCAACUUUGAUGGUAUUUAUGUCUGUGGCAGUGAAAAUGCCAUAUCAUUUGCUUGUGAGGCAGCUGCUGAAAUCCAGGAAGCACGCCUAUUUUAUUUUACAUUUUUUGCUAUCAACAAGCUUUUUGAAACAUCUUGAGCGCCUUUGCCCUGUCCAGUGGUGACCGCAUGACCACAGAAUCAAGGCAUCGUCUGUGGACUUUGCUUUCAUUAGGCCUAGCAAUAGAAUGAUCUCAUCAAUGCUUGAUAAAGCUGCUUGAAGUUUGUGGGCAGUUGGUAAUUUCGCUCUCCUCUUUAUCAUAAACAGGAAUUGUGUAUUGCUGUGCUUAGAAUGGCAGGAAAUGUUAGGAGAGAUUGCCUGUCGGGAUUUGUGACUAAUGGGAGAGAGAGCACUCUUCAUCGCUUUGCUUUUCUGACUUCAGACUUUUUUAUUUAAAAAACUGCCAUUGUGCAUCAACAUAUAUCUUUAUGUGCUGUCCAAUUAUUUUCCACAAUAUCUUUUUUCAUUGUUGGCCUGUCAAUGAGCUCAUAUGGGGGUGUGUGUGUUAGUUUUUGAGAGUAAUCUUGAAGAAUCAAUUAUAAAUUUGGGGUGGGGAGAAGUGUUGUGUCUGCUGAAAAGCCCUCUUUUCUCACAAAUCCCAGCUGUUUCCAUUGAAGCUUCAUUAGGGAAGUGUCCAGUCAGUUAGAAAUUUGUUUUGUUUGUUUUUUUAAGCGGGAAAGAGUUGAAUGUCCCCUCUAUAUUUGAAGUUCACCGGUUCAGUUCCUGGCAUUUCCAACUUAAAAGUUCUCAAAGUUGGUUAAAACCUUGUCAGAAUAACACAUUAGGACACAGGGUUUCCCAAACUUGGGUCUCCAGCUGUUUUUUAAUUACAAUUCCCAUAAUCUCUGGUCUUGCUAGCUGGGGAUGUCCAAAAACAGCUGGAGGCCCAAGUUUGGGAAAUCUUGAAUUAGAGGAACCUUUCCCGAAGCACCUGGAGGUGUUUGAGAAGGGCUGCACUGGAGAGCUGCUACUAAGCACAGCAAGCCAGUCUAGGUUAGGCAGACCUCCCUUUUUUUCUUGAGAGGACCAUUCUUUUACUGUACAGCCUUUUAAAAUGCAGAAACUCUCACACAUGUGCAGUUUUGGCUGGCCAAGUCUGGUAAAAUGAAUGAGAAAUGUACAACAGAACCAGCCUGCCCUUGCCGAAGUCCCAGCUUCUCUCAGUCACAAAGUUUGGGUUGUCCAAGCUUUAUUUUUGUUCUUCCUUUUCACCCCAUGAAUUUCUUUUCAAAAAGUGCAGUUGGAAGAUGGCAUGAAAAGGGGGUGGUAGUUUCCUCUCUACAUCCCAAAGAAUCAUCUGCAGUUGAAGUUUUUAAAGAGCAGCUUGAAACUCUGCAUGCUAAGAAACAGAUACAUUAAAAGUUCAUACAGACAACUGUUCUCACAACCUGGAUUUUUAUAACCAAGUGUUGUUGAGUCACUGAAUUGGAGGGUCACAUCCUCCCCUACAAGAACAACUCCAGGAGCAGCCAAACAUGAAACCCAGUUGGAAAGUUACAUAGAAGGCCAGCACCUGCAGCCCUUCUGCCUUUAAAGUCCUCUGCCAGCAGCAAAGCAUCACCAGCCCAUUAUGACAGCCAGCCGUUUAAAGGCUGGGACUUUGCUGCUGACUCUCUGGUCUAACAAGGGCUCAAGUGUUUUGAAGAACAUAAGGCACAAUCCUUUUGUCAUGGUAAUUGUCUUGAGAUUUCCAGAAACACUGGAAGCACAUGACACUCACUUUUUCCUCAAGGGGAGAGGAACUUUUUUGAGGAAAACAGAUAAAAAUGUUUCCAAUGUUUACUUGACUAUUGGUAUGUCAUUUACUUGCUUUGUAGCCUUUGGCUUGAGAAAUGAAUAUAUGAAAUAAAUGUACCUUCAGCGUGUUACAUAUGUUAUAGAAAGAAAUUGGGGAAAUGAAAUCAUCUUGGUUUAUUCUCUCCCUGGGUGUCCCCAAACAGGGCACAAAUGAAAUAAUGAUGCCAUAUUUCUAAUGCAGGAAUUGGAAUGGGGCUUUAUUGUGAAGGCUGUAAAUGAUUUUCAUUGCAAUUCUGACAGUGUUUUACAAACCGGUGGGAUUGGAGUGUUGGGACUGCCCCCCCCCAGGCCAGUUUAGGUGGGGAACACAUGUGUUGCAUGGAUUUCACCCUUGCUAGCAUUACUGAGAUAACCCAGACUUUCUAUUUACCCUCAUAGUCCUCCCUGUUGCAUCCCCCUCCCCGAGCCUGAUCUCCUGCAUCUGUUUGUGUUCCAGCCUGAGUGAGAGUUUUUUUAUGGUGAAAGGUGCUGCACUAUUCCUCCAGCAAGGAAACAGCCCUCAAGGUCCACGAAGUCUUACUCACCUUCACAAACAUGCUGGUAAGCAUUGUCACAGCAAAAUAGUUUUUUCUUGGGCAGUCCUCAUGACUUGGGCAUGACAACCUAGGAAAGAUAAAUGUGGGGGGGGGGGAGAUACUAACUUAAGGUAGUGGUUUUCUGUAGACUGAUAUGUUAAAAAUGUUUCUCUCUGAGAGCCAGGGAAGGAGUGCUGGGUCCUGUUUAGGGGCAAGCAGCCUGUUGGACAGGGCACCACAUGGUCGGUCCUGUGUGGCUGGGAGCUGAGGCUUGUAUUUCUCCAGAUGUCAGCAGUUUCACAGACCCAGCUACCAUCCCACAGUGUAUCUUACUAAGCUUGCACCAUCAAAUCGUUAAGCUGGGAAUUGUAUUUUUGGCUACAUGCAUCCAUUUGCCUUCCUCAUACACACUAUAAGACCUUGUCUGACUCUCAGUGCAAAAUGCAAAAUGGACCAUGGUACAAAUCUUAGGCCUCCAAAAGGGUCCAGAGACUAUUCUGGGUGACGCAUCUUGUUUGUUUCACAUGGAAGCAGGGAAACUGGGCCAACCAGCUAUUGACCUGAGGCCAAACUAUUGGAACAGCUGGGUCAUUUACCCACCCAGAGUGAGCAGCAUUUGGCAGCAAGUGAAUUGUGGUUAGAGAGUAGACUUUACCUGUUGUAAACACACACUGAGAUACGCUUGUAGAGUAAUAAAAUAAUAAGAGUUGUUUAUUAUAGGAAGUAAAUAACUUGCAUAGAAAAGUUUCUAGUUCGAACCGAACAUACUAUUCUAGAAAUGACAUGCUUGCUGCUUUGCUCUCAGAGUAUUGUUCCAAGGUGACCCCUCUGUUUGAGGUCUGAGAGAGAAGUGUGAGGAGCAGGAGGAAGGUGGAAAACAGGAUGCAUCCUAUCAGUCCAAAGUUAAACAACAAGGAGGUGAUUUGCCCCAACAUCUUCAGGUGAUGAUCAACCUCCUUCGCUGUGAGGACAGGAUCAAAUUGGCUGUGCGUCUGGAAAGUGUCUGGACAGACCGGGUGAGGUACAUGGUGGUUGUCUAUAGCACCGGACGCCAAGACACAGAGGAGAAUAUCCUGCUGGGAGUAGACUUUUCAAGCAAGGAGAGCAAAAGCUGCACCAUCGGAAUGGUUCUGCGCCUGUGGAGUGACACAAAGAUCCAUCUAGAUGGUGACGGUGGGUUCAGCGUCAGCACUGCAGGAAGGAUGCAUAUCUUCAAGCCCGUUUCAGUUCAAGCAAUGUGGUCCGCCUUGCAGAUCCUCCACAAGGCUUGUGAGGUGGCUCGGAGGCACAAUUACUUUCCUGGCGGGAUGGCGCUCGUCUGGGCCACGUACUACGAGAGCUGCAUCGCCUCCGAGCAAAGCUGCAUCAAUGAGUGGAACGCCAUGCAGGACUUGGAGUCCACACGCCCCGACUCGCCAGCUCUAUAUGUGGACACACCAACUGAGAGGGAGCGGGCAGAACGCCACAUCAAGGCCAAACUCCGAAGUAUUAUGAUGAGCAAAGAUCUGGAGAACGUAACCUCUAAAGAAAUACGGAAUGAGCUGGAGAAGCACAUGAGCUGCAACUUGAAGGAGUUCAAAGAGUUCAUUGACAAUGAGAUGCUGCUAAUCCUGGGGCAGAUGGACAAGCCCUCUCUCAUUUUUGACCAUCUGUACUUGGGUUCCGAGUGGAAUGCCUCCAACCUGGAGGAGCUACGGGGCUCUGGCGUUGACUACAUCUUAAAUGUCACAAGGGAGAUCGACAAUUUUUUCCCUGGCUUGUUUGCAUACCACAACAUCAGGGUCUAUGAUGAAGAGACCACUGACCUCCUUGCCCACUGGAACGAGGCCUACCAUUUCAUCAACAAAGCCAAGAAAAACCGCUCAAAGUGUCUAGUCCAUUGCAAAAUGGGUGUGAGUCGCUCUGCCUCCACCGUCAUUGCGUAUGCCAUGAAGGAAUUUGGCUGGCCCCUGGAGAAAGCAUACAAUUACGUCAAGCAGAAGCGCAGCAUCGCUAGGCCCAACGCCGGUUUCAUGAGGCAGCUCCUGGAGUACGAGGGCAUUCUGGAUGCCAGCAAACAGCGUCAUAACAAGCUAUGGAAGCAACAGCCUGAGGACAGCCUCCCCCAGAACUUGGGCAGCGCUGGUGGGCCAAGUGACUAUCUGCUCGACAGUCUGGAUGUGGACCUGGAUGCUCCUUGCCAGCCCAGCUGUGCAGACCCCCGCAUAAGCCAGGAGGCCGUGGGCUUCCACUACUGCUUCAGGCGCCUCUCUGACUCCUUGCCUGUGAACAGAGAGUCGCUUUUCCAGCUGGAGGACCUGGAGAGGGACUUUUUGCUGGAAGAGGAGGAGGAGGCAGAUUUGGCAGCAACAGAGCUGCCCUUCCUGGGCUUUGUUGACGAGCCUCCAGUGGAAAAGCUGAAGAGCAUGGAGAGAGCAGAGGUCUCUGGCUUUGGGGAGAAAACUACGGAGGGGAAUCCUGAGGUCAGCCUCCUGAAGGCUGGAGCUGUACCCAGGCUUGCUGUCCCGGAAGAAGGAGACCCUGCAGAGGAGAAGCUCAUUGAGCGCUGGAAGCGUCACUCAUCUGCACAAGAGGAGGAGAGCCGGUGGAACUGUGAGAACCUGAACAACAACAACAGCAAGAGGAGCUGCCCUGAGGAUUUUGAGCACGAUGCCAUCUUUGGGAUCCUCAGCAAAGUGAAGCCUUCCUACAAGUCUUGCGCCGACUGCAUGUAUGCCACUGCUGGCGCCUCAGCCGACACUUUUGGGGACCCGUGUGAGCCCCUGCACCUGGCCUCCCCCUCUUGCAGUUCCACGGUCUGCACGCAGCCGCCGUUCCUCCUGCACAGGACGCCCGCCUUUUUGGAGCAGGCAUUCUGUGAGUCUCCCCCGAAAGAAAUCCACACUGCAAAAAGCAACAGCUUGCCUCCACUACUAACAGGGAGUGGCUUGCAAAGCGCUGAUCCCAGCAGACCUGCAGCCGGCUGGCCCUGCGGUGCUUCCGAGAAGCCCAGAGAUGGCCCUAGAGCUCCAGCUGGCCUGAGAAACACUCUCUGCGAGAGGAGUCCCGUCCUCAGCGAUGGGACGAAAGAGGAUUCCUCGCCGAAAAGGGACGCCCGGCAGACCAAGGACCUGAAAUACUUGCUCUUCAGCAAGGAUUUGGAGAAGCCGACCCCCAGUAGCUACCUGAUGCAGCAUCAGGAGUCGCUCCUGCAGCUCCAGAAAGCAGGCUUGGUCCGGAAGCACACGAAGGAGCUGGAGCGCCUCAAGAGCCUGCCAGCGCCUGAAGCAGCUGCUCAUGUGAGGGAAUGCCCUGGGGGCCUGGUGGGCGCCAGCAUUCCAGAAGAGACCCAGGAGCUGGAGGUGGCCCAGCAGGAGCAGCAGCCUCUUCCCAUGCCCAGCGGUAUGAAAAGUGACACUGAGAAGCUGCAGAAAAGCCCCCUGGUAGGUGGGGCGUCUCAGAAGACCUCCACGCCUGUCCUGUGCCGGACAGUGGACCACACAAGCAGCUUCACAAAGGACUUUCUCAAGACCAUCUGCUACACACCGUCGUCAUCCCGGAGCUCCAACCUGACACGGAGCUCCAGCAGCGACAGCAUCCACAGCGUGCGAGGGAAGCCUGGCUUGGUGAAGCAGCGGACCCAGGAGAUUGAGACCAGGCUGCGGCUGGCUGGCCUGACAGUCUCCUCCCCGCUGAAGCGCUCCAACUCCCUGGCCAAACUGGGCAGCCUCAACCUGUCUUCAGAGGACUUGGCGAGUGAGACGGACCUGUCCGCCCUGACAGACUCCAGGGAGACCAAGUCGAGCGAGUCCUCGGUGGUGCUCUGCCACCCUGCCCUGAAGGCCACUGGAGAGCAAGCCGUCUUGCCACCGGGAGAAGCCCCUCUGACAAAGUUGAAGGGCAGGCCGUGGAUGGGGGAGAGUUGACACAUAUUUGUGACCUUUGUUAAAAAGAACUUGUUCCUUUUAUAUUUGUCUCUACUAAAUGCAAUUUUAUCAUUUUGCAAAAAGAUGGUAAAGUUCUCUGCCCUCCCCCCAAUCCCUUCCCGUGUGAUGCCACAAGUAGCGUGGGGAAAGGGGGAGACUGACAGUGUUAGCAACUCACAGCCUCCCGGCUCAGAAGGCGAUGGUGCCAUGUGUGACCUGGGCCUCUUCUUUCCUCUGGGGGGGCAGAUCCUCUUCCCCUCCCAUGCUGAAAAAGCAGCAACUCUUUCUUGCAAGGUUUCCCUGGCAUCUCCAGCUGAGCAGAAUUUCCUAGUUCAAAGAGGCACUUGAGGUAAGAGCCUAAGAGGGAAACACCAAACCUGCUACCUCCAUUCUUCACGUAUUUAUACAUGGGAUUUUUAUUUUAAAAUAGCACACAAAAAGCAAUCUUGCUCCGAAAUGGAUGGUUCUCCUUUUGAACAGUUACAGUUCGGUCAUUGUUGGCAGCGCCACUGCACAGAUCCCCGUUCCUGUCAGUUCCUUUCAGUUUAUGUGCCCCGAGCGACGGUCUUUCUGGUCUGACUUUACUCGCCUGGUUGAAGGAGUGUUGAGUUUCUCCUGGGAUGUGGGAUGACCAUCCUGUGGCUCCUUGCCUUCUGUUGUCAUUCAUGUGGCUUUGCUAAGGCAGUUCCAUCAAUGCU